Messenger RNA from Lytechinus variegatus (green sea urchin), 3507 nucleotides. RefSeq lists its product as uncharacterized. Bases 273 to 2306 code for a protein of 677 amino acids. Lineage: Eukaryota; Metazoa; Echinodermata; Echinoidea; Temnopleuroida; Toxopneustidae. The transcript has 5 exons. The record is from RefSeq and is a predicted model, not a curated record. Gene Ontology annotation, molecular function: protein binding.
CGUUGCCAUGCUUGCAUAAUCAGACAGCACAGUUUUAGGAGAUCUUCUGACUGGCGGUUCCCCGCGGCUGCGGCGGUGUGGAAUGAAAACAUGUGUAUUGUGUUGUACCACUCAUUGGAAAUCAUGUAUGGUGGCGCUUCUAUCGAUUGAUCGACGCGAUGUUUUUAACUUCAGGUUUUGAGCUACACUUCUUGGAAUGGACCAGAUUGAAUCUUUUGUGAUUGGUCACAUGGCUUUGAGCAAUUAAAGGACACAGAUUUGAUGAUUCCAAGAUGAGUGGAGAAGAAAAAGAAAUGGAAGUGGACGAUACCCCUGUUUCUAACAAGGAAGGGCGCCCUCAAGGUGAGGAGCGUACAGGAUCAGGAAGCAAAGACGUCGCGAUGGACCAAUCCAAUGUUCACAGUGGUGGUGAUCAUGGAGCCCCAGUUGAAAACAAAGUUGCCAAAAAGAGCCCCAAAAAGAGUAAAGGAGAGCAAAAGAAUUCAGUCAAGAAAGUCAAGAAGGGCAUUUUCAUCUCAUACUCGCCCGAUGGCGGAUUCCUAGAACGCUUGUUUGUGUGCACUGCUGUAAGACAAUUCAAGGAAAAUAACCUGGAUGAAGAUAUUUGGUUUGAUAAGGACGAACACAACACGGACAGUCCGGCUUGGUUUGCACAUCGCAUGGAAGCCGUUGAAAAGUGCAGGGCUGCUGUGUGUUUCCUAACAGAAUGUUAUUUUCAGUGCCCGGUGUCUAUCUAUGAAUUACGUUGCCUGCUGGAGAGGCAGAACUCAAGCAAUCCCCCUAAGGUGUUUGCAGUACUCUGUGAGAGCGUGGACAUUCCGAAGCAAUACAAUUCAUUGUUGCGGGAUGUUGUUAACCUAUCGAAUCACAAUAAUACCAGUAUUGCCGAAAAAGCAUCGAGAGUCAUAGGUUCUCUCAUGCUCAAGUUGGAGCCCUACAUCAGCAUCAACGCUCCUUAUGCUCCUGUGAUAAACACUGAAGAGUUCACCAAGGAAUACAAAGACAAGAAGCUUUGUCGGUGGAGCAGGAAUGACCUCCAAAGCUGGCUCCAUGACCUCGGAAUCAAGGAGUUCUACUGUCAGAGUUUUGCGGAGAUGGACAUUGACGGUUUCCUGCUGAUGUCUCUCAUGGAUCAAGAUAUGCAGGAACGACUCGGGGUGGAUAGCAGGGUGGUUCGCAGGAAGAUACUACAGCACAUAGUGGCCAUCCUGGAGAAGGAACACAAGCUGGCAGAUAACUGGCACCUGAGGGCUCGGACGCAACGCCCCAAAACAGACACCAUCUAUAUCAUCUAUGACCCAGCUGAUGUCAAGCUGGCCCAUAAUCUGAAACAGGAUCUCAAAAGAAAAGGCCUUACAGUAACGAGUCAUGAGAAGUUGGGAAGCUCACGAGACGAGUUCCUCCAGAUCAACGGGCCCAGCCUAGCCGCGGCCAAACACAUCUUAGUAAUCAUGACGGAUGCUUCCAGUGUCUCCCCGUUUGUCUUCCAUGAAGUCCUCUUUGCCGACUGGCUCGGUAAAAACCUGGUGACGGCCAUGUUCAAGAACUCCUGGGAGAAACUCAGACCUUCACUCAAAGCAGUCUUAGGAGAAUGCAGUGCUAUAGACUUUGAGACUAAGAUGUACACAGAGGCUAUGGAUGUCCUAGAACAUCAGAUCAAGCCACUGAAGAGAGUACCGGGUGUGGUCCUGGAACAGAGUUAUCUCAACCGUAUGAUGGAUGGACUCAAACCUCUCCAGGUCCUAGGGACAACAUCUCAUGCUUCUUGGAGUGCGAAUAGUAACAUAGUUGAACCAAGGGUGUUCAUAUCAUAUCAAUGGGAUGCUCAUAAUAAGGUUCAGGACAUUAAGAGACUUUUAGAAAGCAAUGGCAUCCCUUGCUGGGCGGAGUCCAUCCCGACGAUGUCCCAAGACUCGCGCGGCUCUAGCGGGGGCAGCCAUCGCACCGUCGGGUCCGGCCAGCAAUCGUCCGGUUCCCAGAACCCCGCCUCCGCCCACGAGACGGCACAAGACCACAUCCACCGCAACAUGCGAUCGUCUGCGAUCAUUGUCUCCUGCGUCACGUCGCGGUACCUCCAGUCGGAUAACUGUGUGAAGGAUCUGAUUCUGGCCGACUCGCUGCGUCGUCUGAUCAUUCCGGUCAUGCUACGGUUUGUUCCAUGGCCGCCUGAUUGUGGGAUGUCGGCAGUGAAGAAGAUUCUUGCCAGGACAAGCCCAGUGGACUUCAGCAACGAGAAACUCUACAAGCAGAAUUUCCAUCUCUUACUUGAAAGGGUAAGAAAACACUUGCAAAAUCUUAGAAUGUAAGAAAUAUAUUACGCUUCAUGACUUGUUAAAGGGGAAACGAACAUUUGCUCAUAACUCUCCUUUUUAAAAUUUUGUUCACACUUCAGGUCUAUCUACUUCUCUGAUAUUCCAUUCUUUAAAAAACUUUUCCUUUUGGGUAGGAGAUUCCAUUAAUGAAAUGUUCGCGAGAUAAUCACUUAUUGCUUGGACAAUCAUUUUUUUUAAGUUCUGAUCAGUUACUACAUGUACUUAAUUUAGAAUCGCCACAGAGCUUUUUUUAAUGUCUAGAGUUUAAUGGAAUUGAAUAAUAAUUUUACGAGCAAGUGCGUGAAUUUUAGGUUCAUGCUUCAAAGAAUAAUUCAAUUUUUUGAAAGCAUAAAGUUUGGUCUUUUGGAAGAAGCUGAUCACUGUAGAACUUUUACAGUGACAUUAUCUUCAUAUCAUUUCAGGAGUCAGGAUAUGCUGGGAGGUAGGGCAAUUUAUUUGACACAGCAGAAUUAAAUAAUAUAACACCUUUUAUUAUGUAAGCAAACUUUAGUUUGAUUCAAUGACAUGUAAAUUGCAAAUAUAAGCUCACUGUCAAUUUUGGGUCAUGUAAAGCACAUCCAAUAUCACAAUUCAUAUACCGGUAAUGGUGAUUUUGUACAUGUUUGUUUCAUACAUUUUUGUGCACAGAAUACUUAAAAAAUAUCUGGUUUUAUGCAAUUAAAAAGAUCAUUUCAGUGAACGAGUUGAUAAUUGUGCAAUUAAGUGGGCUGUGCUUUGUUUCAAAUCAAAGUGUGCUGUACAUUUUACGUGAUAGUCAGAGCAUACAAAUAUGCAUAUACAUAUGCAUUAUGAAUUUACAUAGUAGCAGGACUGUUGAGGCAGUUUUCAACUGAGUAUUGUUUUUAUUUUGUUUUUGUUUUUUAUGUGUGAUGAAUAGAAAAUUGUGGUAUGGACCAUCUAAACUGGCAAGAAAUUUAAAUUCUUCUUUGUGUAAGUUGCCACAUGCACUACAAAUUCAAGCUGAUUUAAAAAAAAGUAUGUUCAGAGGUGAAAUGACAGAUCACUUCUCAUUUUUGCUGGAUAACAAGAAAAGUCUUAUUACAGUAAUAACUGAAAAAUUAUUCCACAUACAUCUGAAUGUAUUUAGAUUAGGCCUACUGUGUUACCAGUGUAUUAGUUUAUUAAAUAAUGUACUCGUUCACAUGAGUAUUGAUAAAUGAUAAUAAAUAUUGAA